Microplitis mediator is the source of this 2051-nucleotide messenger RNA. RefSeq lists its product as uncharacterized. Bases 127 to 1881 code for a protein of 584 amino acids. The record is from RefSeq and is a predicted model, not a curated record. Lineage: Eukaryota; Metazoa; Arthropoda; Insecta; Hymenoptera; Braconidae. The transcript is spliced from 2 exons.
UCACAAUUUGUAGGUAGUACAAGAACUGAAAAAUAAUUUUUGGUUGCCAGUAUACCUGUAGUCGUUGCACUGAUCAGUCGAUAGUUUUGUGAUAAAUUAUUUCUCAAGUGAAUUAAAUUAUUAACCAUGGGACGUGAUUCUAGAAAGGUUUCAAGAGAACUUCGGAGUUCUGAAAAAAUUAAUAAGUCGCGUUCAGUCAAAAGAAAGAAUGUUUUUAAUCCGAAAACAGCCGAACGUGAUGAAAGUAUUCAGAGUACAUCUUCUAAAAAAUUAAAACAAAACACUGAAGAUGAUGUACCUGAAGACAGCAGUACUGAAUUUCGAAUAAUAAAUUUUAUUCAGGUAUUCACUGCAAUUUCUGCUCUUAUAAAAUGUAAAAAAUGUGAUGGAAAUGUAGUGUUUCAAACAGCAAGUACACGUGGGCUGGGAUUCAAAAUUGUAGUUGCAUGUAAUAACUGUGGAAAUGAAUAUAUUCCUUCCUGUUCUUUCGUUGGGCAUUCUUAUGAAAUAAACAGACGUUUCAUUUUUGUAAUGAGAAUACUAGGAAUAGGAUACGAAGGAUUGUGCAAGUUUUGCGGCCUGAUGGACAUGCCGUCUUUUUUAGAUAAAUCUACGCAUACAAUUUUACUGAAACAGAUUUUGAAUUGUAGUAAAGCCGUCGCAGAAACCUUCAUGACGAAAGCUGUGAAUGAAGAAAAGCAAGCAAUGCCAACAACUGAAAAUGAAGAUAUAAAUCAUCUAACUGUAUCGGGAGAUGGAACCUGGCAAAAACGGGGAUAUACAUCGUCAUUUGGAGUUUCUUCUAUAAUUGGCUAUUUUACUGGAAAGAUUCUUGACAUAAACAUUAAAAGUGCAUAUUGUAAGCUAUGUGAGUAUUGGAAAAAAAAAACAAAUACUGUUGAGUUCGAGGAAUGGUAUCAAUCGCAUGAAGAUGUGUGUUCUGCUAAUCAUCAAGGGUCUUCUGGGAAAAUGGAGGUGGAUGCGAUGGUCGAAAUGUUUUCGUAUUCUGAAACUAAAUAUGGAGUUAAGUAUGCCAACUAUAUUGGUGAUGGUGACUCCAAGACCUAUUCAGGAAUUAUAAAAUCAGAUCCUUACGAAAAUACAACUGUAAAUAAAAAGGAAUGUAUAGGGCAUGUCCAAAAGCGGAUGGGGAGUCGAUUACGUACGCUGAAGAGUAAACAAAAAGGUCUUGGUGGUCGAGGUAAGCUCACAGGAAAAUUAAUAGACAAACUAACUGUGUACUAUGGUUUAGCAAUACGCCGGCAUUGUGAUUCUAUUGAAAAUAUGAAAUCUGCUAUAAUGGCAACCUUUUAUCACUACGGCUCGAGUGAUGAAAAACCGAAUCAUGAUAUGUGUCCAAAAGGCGAAGAAUCUUGGUGCUCUUACCAGCGCGCUGAAGCAAGAGGAGAGCUUGAUACCUUUUCUCACGAUUAUUCUCCUUUACCUUCUGAUGUUUUAAAAGCUAUCAAGCCUAUAUACGAAGAUCUUAGUAAUGAAAAUUUACUUUCAAGAUGUGUAGGUGGAUUCAAUCAGAAUAAUAAUGAAAGCUUUAACCAACUAGUAUGGAAAAUAUGCCCAAAAACGGUAAAUACUAGUUUUACUAUCGUACAAAUAGCUGCAUACGUUGCUAUGUGUAUAUUUAAUGAGGGUAUAAAUUCAUUAUUAGUCUUGAUGAAUACACUUGGACUUAAUUGUGGGCCUAAUUCUCAUCGGUAUGCAGAAAGAAUGGAUGCUGCACGUAUCAAAGUAGCAGAUAAGCGCGCUAAUGAUAACACCCGAGAAGGUCGAUUGCAACGUAGGCACCAGCAAAUCGAUAUUUUGGAAGCUGCUAUGUCGGCUGAAGAGCUAUUAUAUGGUCCAGGAAUAGAUGACUCAGUAUGAAUCUCCAAGGACUUAUGAUGAUCACCGCAAAGGACUUCGGGAGGAACGGGCUCUACAAAAACAGCGAUAACUUUUUGAAUUAUUAAUUUUUUUUUUUGAAAUUUUCGUGAAGUCAAAUCGAAACGUGUUCUAAUAAAGCUAUGUUUUUAUUUUUGUCAAAUAAAGUAAUU